Phodopus roborovskii (desert hamster) is the source of this 3868-nucleotide messenger RNA. RefSeq names its product SMC5-SMC6 complex localization factor 1 (gene Slf1). Gene Ontology annotation, biological process: positive regulation of double-strand break repair. The transcript is spliced from 21 exons. The record is from RefSeq and is a predicted model, not a curated record. Gene Ontology annotation, molecular function: protein binding. The coding region runs from base 167 to 3394 and encodes 1075 amino acids. NCBI's taxonomy places the organism in Eukaryota, Metazoa, Chordata, Mammalia, Rodentia, Cricetidae.
CUUCAGGCUGACACCAACUGUCAAAAGAAUUCCAGGCAUCAAGGAUAGGCCUUGGUGAGAGAUAUUUUAAGACAGACCACACCACAGCGACAGUUGCUUACUAUGUAUAAAGGGCAGCCUGUUCACAGGCACUGUCUCCUGAGUUGUGUAUUUUACAUGGUUCAGGAUGGAAGAUGGCGCCACAAAACAUGUCAUCCAGAUGACGGGAUUUAAGAUGGAAGAAAAGGAAGCUCUAGUCAAAUUACUCUUAAAACUAGAUUGCACUUUUAUUAAGAGUGAGAAAUAUAAAAAUUGUACACAUCUUAUAGCUGAACGCCUGUGCAAGAGUGAAAAAUUCUUAGCAGCUUGUGCAGCAGGAAAAUGGGUAUUAACGAAGGACUACAUAAUUCAUAGUGCCAAAAGUGGCAGAUGGCUUGAUGAAACAACUUAUGAAUGGGGAUAUAAAAUUGAAAAAGACUCCCAUUAUUCACCACAAAUGCAAUCUGCACCUAAAAGAUGGCGUGAAGAGCUGAAACGGACUGGUGCUCCAGGCGCCUUCCACAGAUGGAAAGUUGUCCUCCUUGUUAGGGCAGACAAGCGAAGUGAUUCUCUUGUAAGAGUUUUGGAGGCUGGAAAGGCAAAUGUCAUUUUACCAAAAAGUUCUCCAAGUGGGAUAACUCAUGUGAUUGCCAGUAAUGCAAGAAUCAGCGCUGAGCGAGAACAAGAGAACUUUAAGGCUCCAUUUUAUCCAAUUCAGUAUUUAGGGGAUUUUCUUUUAGAGAAAGAAAUUCAGAAUGAUGAAGAGUCCCAGACCAGUUCUGGUUGGACUAAAUACAGCAAUCAAGAAAAAAGCAAAGAUUUUAAGGACACUGGAUUUCUUGAAAUGAAAGCUGUUGGAGAAGGAAAGUAUAGAAUCCAGAACAAAAUGGAAAAUCAUGAUGAAAAUGUUAAUGAUAGAUUUGUUCUGAACGAGCAUCACAAAAAAGAAAAAUUCAGAGACUACAGAAAAGAUAUGAAAUCUGCUAAAAAGAGAAAUACAUUUAGAAGGCAUGCACAUGACAAUCAGAAAGAAACUAAGAAAAAAGUUAAGAAUGUCCGAAGGAGUUACAUUUUGAGGAAAAAGAACAGUAAAGAAGGUUAUUACAAAACUAAUGAUGAGUAUGACACAAUUAAAAGUACUUUAAAAAGGCAUGUGCAUUACAGAGAUCAGAAAGAAAUGAAGAAUUCUCUUCUUACUGAUUAUGCCAUUGAAUCAAAAAACAAGGAUGUCAAGACAAAUGUGGGUCUCACGGAAAUAAAAAAUGCCUUAAAGAAACAGAUAUACAGAGAUGUGUAUAGAGCUCAGGCUGUACGAUACAACUGCAUUAGAAUAGAUAAACAGCCUGUAUACAAUGUAGAGGUAAGGGGCUUGGAGUUGGAUGAUGAUUUGGACCAAAAAAGAAGUGUUAAAAAUGCGGAGCUCCCUAGAGGGAUAUUAAACUUAAUUGAAAGCCUCAUAGAGGGACAGUUCUUUAAAGAAGCCAUUGAAGAGCUUUGCUCUUUGCAAGCCCAUUACAUCCCUCCUGUGUGCCUUCUCCACUCCCUUCUAGAGAAUGUCCUGCAGGAUAACAUAGAUACAUUUUCUGGUCGAUACUUUCAUGUAUUAUCAGCUCUUCUUCAUCUGCAUCCUCCUUGGAAAUCACCAGCCAUGUUAAGAUACUACUUAGAGUUAUUUCAGUGUCCAACCUGUAGGAAAGGAGCCUGGUCUCUGGUAGAAGUGCUUGUCAGAUCUUGCCUUUUCAACGAAAGUUUCUGUCAUCAAAUACCAGAAAAUAUUGGUUCAAAGGUAGUCCAUUUUACAUUGCUCAAGCUUUUCUUUAAUUUAUUUGAAAGUGAAGUACGGCAUUUGAUUCAAAAGUUGUGUGACUGGUCGGGUUCCCAGAAUCUGAAAGGAACAGAAAAGGCAAUUCUUCUUGAAAUCUUUUGGUCAGGAAGUGAAACUUCAGGACUUCUGACAAAACCAGUAAAUAUGCUUUUGGAGUGGACUAUAUAUUCUCACAAGGAAAAAUGCAAAUCUAAUGAUGUCUUCAAACAUGAACUAGCUUACUUACUGACUGGAAUUCUUGGAACAGCAAUAGAUUAUUGGAUCUUCCUUGGUAUUCAUAUGGGUAGAAAUGUGAUCCGACACAUGUCUGAUGACUUAGGAAGUUAUAUCUCCCUUUCCUGUGAUGACUUCUCUUCACAAGAACUAGAGAUCUUCAUUUGUUCCUUUUCAUCCUCCUGGCUUCAAAUGUUUGUUGCAGAAGCCAUCUUUAAAAAGUUGUGCUUACAGGGCCCCGCCAGUGCUCGCACCGAGCCACUCUCUCUUCAGAAAAUCAUAGACUCCUAUUUGCCAGUUUUGGGAGAAAUGAACAUACAUGGGGCUAGAAAGAUGCAGACGCCAAAAAAAAUCGGCCAGCGACCUUGCCUAGAGUCUCAGAGAGCAUUACUAAUGCUGAAUGGUGCAAAGCAAAAGCAAGUUGAAGGUUGGCCAGAAUUUCCAGAAUUGAACCGUGCUAAAUGUUCCUCAUCAUUGAAAAAAUUGAAAAAGAAAUCAGAAGGAGAGUUGUCAUGUUCCAAGGAGAAUUGCCCCUCUUUGGUUACAAAGAUGAAUUUUCAUAAAACUAAUCUAAAAGGGGAAACAGCUCUGCAUAGAGCUUGCAUAAAAAACCAAGUGGAGAAAUUGAUUAUUCUUCUCUCUUUGCCAGGAAUAGACAUCAAUGUUAAAGACAAUGCUGGCUGGACGCCUUUGCAUGAAGCCUGUAACUAUGGCAACACAGUGUGUGUCCAGGAAAUUUUGCAGCGUUGUCCAGAGGUAGAUCUGCUCACUCAAGUGGACGGGGUGACUCCUUUGCAUGAUGCACUGUCAAACGGACAUGUAGAAAUUGGCAAGCUGCUACUACAGCACGGGGGCCCAGUGCUUUUACAACAGAGGAACUCUAAGGGGGAAUUGCCCUUGGAUUAUGUCCUGUCACCUAAAGACAAGGAAGAACUCUUUGCCAUUACCAAUAUAGACGACACAGUGGAAAAUUUUCAUGCUCAAACACAGAAACAUUUUUAUCACCAGCAGCUUGAAUUUGGUUCAUUUUUACUUAGUAGGAUGUUGCUUAGUUUUUGUUCAACAUUUGAUUUAUCUUCAGAAUUCAUCGUAGCUUUCAAAGGGUUGGCUCAUCUAAGUGAGUUGCUUAUGGCAUGUACUAGUGAUGAUGCAGAACCCACCAGUGCACAUACUGACUGGUUACUAGAUCUUUAUGCUAGGAACAUAAAGACAUUAAAGAAGCUCCCAAAUGUUCUUAAGGAACUGCCUGAGAAUCUAAACGUGUGUCCUGGAGUACAUACUGAGGCCUUAUUGGUGACACUGGAAAUGAUGUGUCGGUCAAUCACAGAGGUGUCUUGAUGGUGGAAAGUGAGAUAACUCUCACUAAACAUGCAGCCUGUCAGUACAGCCAUAACUUAUGGACAAAUAUCAAUUUGAUGUAUUCACUCACAGCCUUACAGCAGAUUUUCAUAGCACUUAAAAAACAUCUGCAGAACAACAAUACAGGCUUCCUUUCCAAUGUUUAGAAUUUAACUCAGAAAGAUACAAUGAUAAAAUGAAGUAGUUUUGUUGGGUAUAAAAUGUUUUUAUUGCUCUUUAAAAAUCUUUGUUCUGAAAAUAUUUAUUUAUAUUGUUUAUGUAGAAAAUUAAAUACUUUUCAUAUCAAAAAUGUCCUUUCCUCUAAGUGCUAUAGGUUUUAAAAUCAUGGCGAGGAUAUUCAUUAAAAUGUGUAUCUAUAUACUUGUAAAACUUGUUUCUUCUUUAUAAGCUAAUGUCCAAAAUGCAUUUGCUUUUCUGUGUUUCUAAAAUAAACCUUUCUGGAAUUUUAAAUUA